CAAUUCAAGGUCCACAUCUGAAGUUCGACUCGCAUGGCAGCCACGAAAGAGCCGAGCUUCCUAUGUACAGUUGGCAAAAUAAGGUCUCGAAACUAAGCCAACAGCUACAUAGUUGGGAAACCCCAGUCUUGGCUUCCGCCCCCUCCUCCCUCUCCGCCCCCUCCGAUCACUGCGGCAAUAGAUGUAAGCCUUUCCUAGGGUAUAGCCCUCAAUAAAGCGUUUAAAUUGUCUUUCUGUGUUUGGAUGAAUGAGAGCUCCGUUACGUUACACUUGGCCUGAUGAUGGCUGAUAUGCGUAUUGCCGCAAGUUUGCGCAAAUUGAGCUGUGCAGGUAAUUUUGACACGCUUUGGAGUGUCAAGUGUGCAAUUUUCUGUUUGCACUUCGCCAGCUUCACGUAACGCCUGGAAUCUGAAAUGCAAAUUACGCUCUGCCUUAUCAGCGUAGCCAUUAGCUGCGAAAGGGAGUGCAGGCUCCAACAAACUACGCAGCUGUAUCGACCGCACCGAUCUAACAUUGACACAGUUUUUAGGCAAUUGCACUUGUUGUCGGCUCGACCAGAGCCACCUAAUGUAAGACAAUAAACAUUUUCCGAGCCAUUUGGCGGGCCGGUAAAACGGCCAGGGCUUUGGAAAAAUUCCGAUGUGGCAGAAGCAUUCUGUUUGGACAAUUGCGGCCGACAACACGCUCCCGGAAAACCCCAAUACCUUGGAACUGGAACUGGAGCAACCAUGUGCUGGCCACUGAUCUGUUUGCUUUCCGCCCUCGUGCUGCCGCCUUCGGAGGCCCAGUUCUACCCCUUGGCUGGACCAGACCCCCCUCCAGUUCCUCGCCUGGUCCUCUACAACCCCCUCAGUGGCCAGCAACUGGAGCCUCUGCGCUACACCGCCUUUCUGCGACGCGCCAGGCGACAGCCCGUGAACGGGAACAUCGUGGAGCUGCCGCAGCUCUGGCAGCCGUGCUCCUGCGCCGAGUUCGCCUGCCGCUGCUGCCUGGGCUUGUCCCUGGGAUUCGGGGAGGCCCUCAACCAGCGGCUGUGCGCCGCCCUCGAGUACAGCCGGGUGGACCUGGGCCUGCGCCUCAGCGUCGAGCUGAACCAGCGCCAAGUGGCCAACUUCGGGUUCUCGGCCCGCAAUCCGCCCGACUACUGCGUCCCGCUGCUCCUGCCGCUCCCGCUCUUCAGCUGCCUGCGGCUCUACGACAUCCGGUCCUUCGGCGAGGGUAACCUGCAGGUCUGCCUGUCGGUGGUCUUCAAGGUCCUUGCCAGCCAGUUCUUCGAGUACCGGUUGAACUGCCUGCGCUUCGGCGCCAACGGGGUGUUCUUCGUGCGCGACGCUCUGCAGGAUCAGGACACCGUGGAGCUGGAGUCCGAAGGAGGGGCGGUGCAGGAAACGUCUCAAAAACGUGGGAAUGUGCUCAAUAAUAAACUGGCCGAUGGGAGCAGCUUUAGUUAGUACGCCCCACAAUAUUUCUCCUUCUUUUUCUCACUUGCUAUUAUUCACCAUGAUCCAUGCAUGCCUCCAUCCAUUACACGUUAAGUGAAAAAGUGAAAUUUUUGUUAAUUAAAAACCAUUUUAUUCGAAGCCCCCGCCCAGCAGC
Molecule: messenger RNA, 1596 nt
Organism: Drosophila rhopaloa
Lineage: Eukaryota; Metazoa; Arthropoda; Insecta; Diptera; Drosophilidae
Exons: 1
Coding region: 729-1451 (240 amino acids)
Source: RefSeq, a predicted model, not a curated record